AUGUCCAAGCCAGGGGAAAGAAACAGGUUAAACGAAGACCAUGGCAGAAAGCAGAGUUCAAGUAAGCCUGCUCUUUUUUUCCUUUCCUCUGUAAUGUCUGUUUCGGUUACUGGGAUACUCUUCUGAACCCCAUUUUCUUCCUCAGUAUUUGCAAACUCAAGCAUCUACUACUGUAUGCUAUCGCUACAAUGUAACGAGUGUUCGUGCGUGAGUCUGUGUUGCUUUCAUCUUCUUCAUAUUUCUACACAGGUUUGGCGAACGGCAUGGACAACCACCAUCCCGUUUGCAGUUCGGGGGAGAAACGAAGUCACCAUUGGAGAAGUUUCAAGUUGAUUAUUGACCCAGCGUUGAAAAAGGGAUCGCACAAACUGUAUCGCUACGAUGGAAAUACUUUUAACAUGCCGGUAAGCGUAACAUCCGUAUUCAAAAAGAGGAACACUUUCGGUACAUUGUUGCAGAGUGUUCGCCUCAACGAUUGACACAAUGUACAUUGUUAGUGGGCUGGACACGUUACUUUCUGCACCUGACACAGUGCAUCAAAAGUGUCACUAUCAAGGGUUUAUGUAAAAAAAACUCCAAACAACUUGAUUGAUCGACAAUUGGCCUGUUAUAUUAUUCCUGCUUGUCAUAACUUUGACUUUGUUAGGCUACAUUUUAUCAUUCAUUCUACAGAACCCUGGGAUGCCACCCGUGGAUAUCGUCCGAGAUCCGAGAAUCGGUCGUCUCUGGACGAAGUACAAGGAGACCGAUCUGCCGAUUCCGAAGUUUAAGGUAGGCUAAUCAGUCACAGCCCCUCUAAGAUCUUGACAGAAUGUGCAAUUAUUUAGACAUUUUGGGGCUGUUACAGCCUUUUUCUAAUGUUCCGAAGUUUUAGGGAGCCAGACACACCCCCUCGCCGAUGUUGAUUGUGUCAUAUUUUUUUAUUUAGGAUGUAGUGCUCCAGGCAGGCAACGAAUGCUACUGUCCCUUAUAGAAUACACAUUUUGCAUGUUGUAGCCUACAUCAACACCAUUCUAUCAUGGUUAUUUGGUUUCUCAAAAUGUGAACAACAGCUCUCCUAAAAGGAUGAUAUUUAAUCAGGUAUACAUGCACUUUAUUUUUGUUUGUCACAUUGAAGCCUGUAAUUCAGGUUUGAAUGGCUAAUGGAUAAAUAUGCUGUAGCCUAAAUAAAUGUAACAUUCAUCAUUUAAUGUAACUAUUUUCUUUCUCUAGAUUGAUGACUGUUACAUCGGCCGUGUUCCGCCCAAGGAGGUGACCUUUGCAAGGCUGAAUGAUAACAUCAGAGAAGGUUUUUUGACUGACAUGUGCAAGAAAUUUGGAGACAUAGAAGACGUGGAAAUUCUAUACAAUCCGAAGAACAAAAAGCAUUUGGGAAUAGCUAAAGUUAUUUUUGGAACUGUAAAAGCAGCCAAAGAUGCUGUCCAGACUCUUCACAACACGUCUGUCAUGGGCAACAUCAUCCACGUGGAGCUGGAUCCUAAAGGUAAGCAAUCUUUGCAUGGGCUAAAUAUGAGUAUUUAUAAAUAAUGUGCAAUUAAUUCUCAGUUGUAGAAACUACAUUUACGCAUAUGUGAACUUGAUCCUUUAUUUAUAAGGUGUCACUAAUUGAACUUUUGGAGGAGAACGUUUAGUCACGUGUAUACAUUUACGCUGGUUGCUUGGUUACCAGAGUAAUUGCAUCUGAAUGUCAGUACGAUCUACAUGAGACGACUAGAAUAAAAAUUCAAAUGAAACGCUGUUAGGCCUAUAUCGGUUUUGACUUGUUUGGUUUAUUUGAUUUAUAUCCGAUUAUUGCAGUAAUCAAUGAAUUAGUUAUACUAGUAGUUGUUUAUUUCUUCUUUCUGUGCACAGGGAUGGCCUAUAAUCAACUCCUAUAAUAACAAUUAUGCUUGAAUUUGUUAAACUAUAGCCAAAAUAUAGUCGCUUCAUUUCAGCUUAUAAUGAAACAAUAUUUUACCUGUUCAUGCUAGCUGCAUUUUACAAUCUUAAUAUAUUUGGCUGUAGGCCUUAAUAUAAUUUUACAUUUUAGUCAUUUAGGACUUGUGCAUAUUUCAAAACGGAAUAUCAUGUAUCUUAUUUUGAAUUGACCCUUAUCAAGAACCUGCAACAGUUGUAUUCUCUUAAAGAGACAGUGGUUCCUCUCAUGUCAGCAGAGAGUCAUGGGGAAGUGCUCAGUGAUGCUUUUGAUUUAUAGGCCUACUGGUAGCCUAUUCAACAGCCUAUGUAGAGAGGCUGGAGAUCAAGCAGAAAAUCUUAGGCCUAUUGAGUACUGUCAAUUUGUUAUUAUAUUUUCACCUGCCAGCAAUAGUCGGCAUAUAUCCCUGAAAUGGAUUUUUCAAUUAGGCUAAUGACCUCCAUGUGUAGCUGCUGAUUUAAAAUGUAUAACUUCCAUGAAAUGUCACUAGAAAAUGUGCCUUGUUAUAAAUCAUGCAGAAACUCCUCAAAACCAUCAUUUCCUUUUUUCACGUUUUAUAAAAAAUAAAAAAAUGAAUAAAACAGUCUUCAGAAAGUAUUCAUACCCAUUGAUUUAUUCCACAUUUUGUGUUACAGCUUGAAUUCAAAUUGGAUGAAAAAAAAAAUAAUUUUCACCCAUUUACACACAAUACCCCAUAAUGACAAAGUAAAAACAUGGUUUUAGAUAUGUUUACAAAUACCUCAUUUACAUACGCAUUCACACCCCUGAGUCAGUACUUAGUAGAAGCACCUUUGGCAGCAAUUACAGCUGUGAGUCUUUAUGGGUAAGUCUUUAAGAGCUUUCCACACCUGGAUUGUGCAACAUUUGCUGAUUUUUUUAUUAUUUUCAAAAUUCUUCAAGCUCUGUCAAAUUGGUUGUUAAUCAUUGCUAGACAACCAUUUUCAGAUCCUGCCAUGGAUUUUCAAGUAGAUUUGAGUCAAAACUGUUACUCGGACACUCAGGAACAUUCACUGUGUCCUUGGUAAGCAAGUCCAGUAUAGAUUUUGCCUUGUGUUUUUAUGUUAUUGUCCUGCUGAAAGGUGAAUUAAUCUCCCAGUGUGUGGUGGAAAGCAGAAUGAACGGCAGGUAGCUUAGUGGUUAAGAGCAUUGUGCCAGUAACCGAAAGGUCGCUCGUUCUAAUCCCCGAGCCGACUCGGUGAAAAAUCUGUCGGUGCCCUUGAGCAAGGCACUUAACCCUAAUUGCUCCUGUAAAUCGCUCUGGAUAAGAGCGUCUGCUAAAUGACUAAAAUGUAAAUGUAAAUUAACCAGAUUUUCCCUCUAGGAUUUUGCCUGUGCUUAGCUCCAUUCAGUUAAUUUUUUUAUCCUGAAAAACUCCCCAGUCCUUAAAGAUUACAGGCGUACCCAUAACAUGAUGCAGCCACCACUAUGCUUGAAAAUAUGGAGUGUGGUACUCAGUAAUGUGUUGUAUUGGAUUUACCACAAACAUAACACUUUGUAUUCAGGACAAAAAGUGUAUUGCUUUGCCACAUUUUACUAUUACUUUAGUGCUGUUGCAAACAGGAUGCAUGUUUUGGAAUAUUUGUAUUCUGUACAGGCUUCCUUCUUUUCACUCUGUCAAUUAGGUUAGUAUUGUGAAGUAACUACAAUGUUGUUGAUCCAUCCUCAGUUUUCUCCUAUCACAGCCAUUAAACUCUGUAACUGUUUUAAAGUCACCAUUGGCCUCAUUGUGAAAUCCCUGAGGUUUCCUUCCACUCCGGCAACUGAGUUAGGAAGGACGCCUGUACCUUUUUGAAUUGGCUGUGUGUAUUAAUAAACCAUCCAAAGUGUAAUAAUUAAAUUCACCAUGCUCAAAGGGAUAUUCAAUGUCUAUUAUUAUUUUCUACCAAUAGAUGCCCUUCUUUGCGAGGCAUUGGAAAACCUCCCUGGUCUUUGUGAUUGAAUCUGUGUUUGAAAUUCACUGCUCGUCUGAGGGACCUUACAGAUAAUUGUAUGUGUGGGGUACAGAGCUGAAGUAGUUAUUGAAAAAUCAUGUUAAACACUAUUAUUGCACACUGAGUCCAUGCAACUUAUUAUUUGAAUUGUUAAGCAUAUUUUUACUCCUGAACUUUAGGCUUGCCAUAACAAAAGGGUUGAAUACUUAUUGACUCAAGACAUUUCAGCUUUUCAUUUUUAAUUAAUUUGUAAAAAAUUUCAAAAAACAUAAUUUCACUUUAACAUUAUGGGGAAUUUGGGUAGGCCAGUGACAACUCAAUUUAAUACAUUUAAAAUUCAGGCUGUAACACAACAAAAUGUAGAAAAAGUCAAGAGGUGUGAAUACUUUCUGAAGGCACUAUAUAUCACACAUUAUUGCAUAUACAUUAUUGUGUAUUUAUUGCUGUGAAUGAUGUUCUUCUUACUCACCUCUAAGGCGUCAACUAAAGGGUAACUGAGAAAUAUAAUUUUAUAUUUCAGUAAGGUGCCACCAAACCCUUAUUUUACCAUAUCUUAACCUUAUCCAUCCAGGUGAGAAUCGCCUUAGAUACUUCCAGCUACUUCUGAAUGGCACCUUCACCCCUCGGACACUUCCGGUGGGAGGAGAAGUGUCCCCUCGUAGCCUGGCAGAGGCUCUUCUGGUAAGACCACCACUUUUGUGUUGGAUGUUUAGCAGCACUUAUGUUGUAUUUGAGAAAAUUUGCAAGUGUUCCAAAACAGGCUCACAGGAAAGGUAAGCAUGUUUUUAAUUUGUCAGAACAUUCUAUUUUAUGUACCAUUGUAGUACUAAUCUCACUGCAGUGCCCACUGAGAGACAAGGCCCUUGUCCCUUGAACAGAUUGUAAAGUUCUGAGCAUAAUCCUGUGUCUCCCCACUUUCAAGGAAAACUCCACCCCAAAAAUUAUUUUUGGGUAUUUGUUUCAUUUGUCAAUUGUUGACAUAGUCCCAAAAUGUUUUGCUUAUCAGCAAUCAAGUUUUCAAGAUAUGCAACUUUCAAAAUCCAGAAAUCAUCCCCGAAUGUUCCACGGCAGAACAGCCAGUAUGAGUUUAUUGUAUGUCACCAGAAAUGUAUUUCAGAUUAAGACAUAGUUAAGUAAUUACUGUCAGUAGUUUUUCCAGCUUCAAAGGUUUGUUCUGUGAAUCAUUUUGCUCUAUGCCUGAAUCAUUUACCCAUUUCAGACAGAAGAUGUGGUAUAUUACCUCUAAUAAAUACAAAUAUAAGGCAAUGUUUAGAUGACCCCCUUUCAAACGGCCCCUUUACCAUGUUCCUGCAAAUUGUAACUAAAAUUGUGAGGGGUGGGGUGUGUUGUAAAACCAUGGUGGCUGUUUGCAUUUCAAAUUAGGGAGGUGUUAAAUGAUGGAAGUGUUAAUACAUUUACCUACAAAAAAGCACAACCAUUUACACAGACCCAAUGCCUGUAUUUUGGUUACAGGGUCUGUGAAAAGGCAGGAAUCAUGUCUAGGUCUUUAGGUGGCUUUUCAUUUGCCAUGUUUUUUUUUACCCCCUACCCCUUUCAGAUCUAAAAAGAAGCAGGCAUGGUAAAUUAGUGGGAUUUUGAUCUGUGUAUGAAAGGGAUAAUUGUUACUGCCCUGUACUCUAGUGAGUCCCAGUGAACCCCUAGCCAAUCUAAACUGACACCAUUAUCUCUAAUCUCUAUCAGUGCAGCAGGUGGUAAAAUGGGGCCCAGGAAGGAAUGUUGUCAAGAACCUCUGCCUGCCUGCAGAGAAAAGGGUCUGCCUGUACUUUGAGCCAUAGCCCUACCGCACAGCUGCUCCUGCAAGCACUGCUAGGCUGUCUUUAGCUGUUUUAAUUCAUACAUAUUGGGAAGUGUUGCAAAAACUCAAAUCUGACCAUACAUCUUUAGAUAUAACUAUUGGCCUGUUAAGUGAAAUCAUGACUCUGGCUGUGUGCUCAAGAUGCAUGAAGUUGCAUUAUUUUCCCUUUAAAACCUGAACUUGAUUGUGACAUUAAAUGGGCAAUGCAGCCAUGCUGAUAAUCUGAUGUUAUAUACAGUCAGGUCCAAAAUUAUUGCCACCCUUGAUUAGCAAAAAAAUAUUGUAUAAAAUAAGUAAUACAUAUACUGAGCUAUAUUGUAUGCAAAACAUUUUUUUAACAAGGAAUAUUUCUUUUUAAUGGGGGUCAAAAUGAAUGGCAUCUUUGUUUUCAAUACCUCACCAUGUGAGGAUAAUGGCACUGAGCCUUUAAAAAAAUUGUUUUAUGAGUUUGGAGAACACACCUGGUGGGAUCUUAGACCAUUCCUCUAUACAGAAUCUUUCCAGAUCCUUGAUAACCUUCGUCUGCACUUAUGGCAGGGAUGUUAUUUCAGCUAAACCUAGGGUAUGGCAAAGUGACGGGGGGGAUCCCCCCAAUGGAAUUCUUACUGUACUUCUACACAAUUUAAAAACUCUAAAAUGCAAUUUGGACAACAGCAAAAACCAGCAAAAUUGAUGAGACAUUAUCACCUUGUUGCUGUAGCUUCAUUCUACUCAGUCAAUAGGGGACUUAAAGGGAUGCUUUGGGAUUUUAGCACUUCCCCAGAGUCCGAUGAACUCAUGGAUACCAUUUUUAUGUCUCUGCGUGCAGUUUGAAGGAAGUUGCUAACUAGCACAAUUGCUAACUAGCGUAAGCGCAAUGAGUGGAAGUCUAUUGUAUCUGCUAGCAUGCAGAUACCAUAGACUUCCACUCAUUGUGCUAACGCUGGUUAGCAAUUGCGCUAGCACUAGUUAGCAACUUCCUUCAAACUGCGCACAGAGACAUAAAAAUGUUAUCCAGGAGUUCAUCUGACUCUGGGAAAGUAGAUAAGGGCGUUGCCAAAAUCUCGAAGUAUGCCUUUAACAUUCUACAAACACAUGCCAUACAAGAAUUAGCAGCUAUGCACUAGCUCAGCACAGGAUUCAAACUCUAGUCUACAGCCAUCUUUACCUCUUCACUGUUUUGAGAAAAAGUUGCGCUGUUCCCUGCACCUGUGUCAAUGCGCUCUCAUAAAGCCAGCCGGCCAUACAAACAGCCCCCCCACUCCCAGGCAUGGUCCUAAAGUCGGCCCGCUAAUACGGCUAAACUGCAUUUGCCUUUUAAUCGGGAUUGGAAUGAUUUUAGUAGCCUAUUUUAAAUUGUUGGUGUUGAGCUAGGGUAUGUCGACUGCCAUAACCAAUUUACGCCUCUGGCUUAUGGACUGCCCUCUUCAAUUCAAACCACAGGUUUUCAAUGGGGUUCAAGUCCGAAGACUGAGAUAGCCAUUGCAAAAUGUUGAUUUUGUGGUCAAUUAACCAUUUCUUUGUGGAUUUUAAUGUGUGCUUGGUUAUUGUCUUGCUGGAAGAUCCACUUGCGGCCAAGUUUCAGCCUCUUGGUAGAGGCAACCAGGUUUUUUGGCUAAAAUGUCCUGGUACUGGGUAAAGUUCAUGAUGCUGUUGGCCAUAACACGGGCCCCAGGACCAGUGGAAGCACAAUAGCCCCAUACCAUCAAAGACCCACCCCAUAUUUUACAGUAGAUAUGGGGUUAUUUUCUGUAUAUGCAUCCUUCUUUUGACGCUAAACCCACCACUGGUAUGCGUGGCCAAAGAGCUCUAUUUUCAUGUCAUCCAACAAAUGUAAACGCCUGGAGAUUGCUAAACGGGAUAGACACUUGGAUUUGAACCUGUGCAAUGGUCAGAUGACAUGAAAAUUGAGCUCUAUGGCCACACAAACCAUGUUAUCAUCCACAGUUUUUAUGCAAAUAAACUCAUAUCGUAUUUUUAAAAAAUCACAACAACUGUGAUGGAAACAGGAGAUUUCGGUACAAUUUUCUAAAUGCCGACAGAUUCAUUGUUCGUUCGACCUGGGAUCUUUUUGUGUCUGUAAAAUGAGUUAUGUGAGAAAUGGCGGUGGAAAUGCCUUUAUGCGCAAAUAUAAUUAUAUUGUCCUCCCACUACGACUCGAGAAACCAUGCAGUUUAUUAGACUACAGAUAAAAUUAAGUUAUGAUGAACUUCACAGGGUGGUGAAAGUGCAUGGUGAUGAGCUUGAUGCUCCUUUUUUCCAAUAAAUAUCGAGGGUCUUAUUCAAGUGACAUGAUGAUCGAUGCUUGACUGCCAUUUGACAAAUACAAAAAUUCUCGCUCUUAUCCAUAAUGAUCUCAUGUAGACUAGCCUACCCACACUGUAUCUGCAAGUUCUUGGCUAGAGCGCACUUGCCAUGACCAGACAUGAGCUAUUUAAUGCAACAGUUUUUGUUAAACUAUCGGUAGAGUUGAAAAUGCGAUGGAAACACAUUGAACUUUAUAUAUUUCUUCGGUACAUGAAAACGUAAGCGAAAAAUUACAUUUUGUGUGCACUACGUCAUCACACUGAUUUUUAUCCGCAAGUCAGAGGGCAGUCCAUAAGCGCAGACUAAGGAUAUCAAGGAUCUAGAAAGAUUCUGUAUGGAGGAAUGGUUUAAGAUCCCUCGCAAUGUGUGUUCUCCAAUCUCAUAAAACUUUUUAGAAAAAGGCUGGGUGUGCCAUUAUCCUCGCAAGGUGAGAUAUUCAAAACAGGGGUGCCAAUAAUUUUGACCUUUUUGAGAAAAAUAUGUAUUGCUUGUUAAACAAAAUAUAUUUCUCUGAGCAAUUGUAUUAGUAUAAAAUAAUAUAAUUACCCAAUUUUGUUUUUAGCAUACUGCACAAUAAAGCUCAGUAUUUGCUUUAUCAAGGGUGGCAAUAAUUUAAUUAAUUUGACCUGACUGUAGGUUUCAGCAGUUGAAUGUAUGAAGUGUAUGCAGUGCCUUCUGUGAGUGUGUUUCCUAAGCAGAUUUUGGUGUGUCCCUCCCCAGGCCUAUGAACCCUUGCGCCGGCUCUCUGAGAGCAGCUCGUCUGCUGCAGUGGGAGGCACAGUGACCCCCAGCAGCGCCGGCACCAACACCACCCCUCUGUCCCAGGACACGGCUUACUCUAGCCUAAGGCAAGACACGCCGCAGUCCCAGGGCACCCCUCAUACCCCUCGCCAGACCAGCACCCCCUUCUCUCAGGACUCCAGCUAUUCCAGCAGGCAGGGCACCCCAGCCUACCAGUCUAGCCGGGCUGAAGGCUCCGGAAGCUACAAGUCUCGCAGACACGAGAGCAAAUUCCAGGAUGCCUACAACCGGAGACCGGAGAGGCGCUACGUCCAUGGCACUGGGGGAUCGGGAUCCUCCUCAUCCUCCUCCUCUUACCGAGGCAAUUUCGAACAGUCUGCCUUUAAGCAGCACCAACCUGCCCCACCUGAACCCCCUCUCUCUGCCUCAUCCUUUGCCCACACACCUCCUCCCCCUACCAGUGCCAGCUUUAAGUCGGCCUUCUCCCCCUACCAGCAGGCCCCCAUGCCCCCUGCGUUCCCCCCCUCAGAACCUCCGUUCCACCAGCCCGUCCAGCCCCCCAUGGCCCCUGCCACUGACUUCAUGCCAGUCAAGGACAAGCCAGGUACUCCACCCAUUCCAGAACCCCCACCUGAACCCAAGGCCCACCCCAGCACCCCCCCUUGCCCGGACACCCGAACACUGCCCCCCAUCCCCUGGCACCCCCACCCUGGAGUCAGAGCGAAAUAG
Molecule: messenger RNA, 9418 nt
Organism: Coregonus sp. 'balchen'
Lineage: Eukaryota; Metazoa; Chordata; Actinopteri; Salmoniformes; Salmonidae
Source: the annotation of a GenBank genome assembly